Knipowitschia caucasica is the source of this 726-nucleotide messenger RNA. Lineage: Eukaryota; Metazoa; Chordata; Actinopteri; Gobiiformes; Gobiidae. The record is from the annotation of a GenBank genome assembly.
AUGCACCGCCGCAGCUCCGCGCAGAACAGCAUCCUGAUGCGCAGCACUGAUCCGCCGCAUGAACAGCCAGCCUGCAUCAGCCGCACAAUGAUCCGCCGCCAUGCUCCCGCCGCCUCCCACCGCCUCCUCUGCGCCCCAGCACACCGCGAAGCUCCGCCGCCUGGACGCCGCCGCACCGCCGCCAUAAGGGACCUGCUCCGCCGCAUACACCACCCGCCGCCUUCUAUCCGCCGCUGCUCCGCCGCCUGCAACCUCCAGCCUGCUGCGCCGAAAUGCUCACAGCCGGACCCUGCACAGCCUAACUCCUAUCCGCCUCCACAUCGACCGAAUGCUCCGACGAAAGAUCCUGCCAGUCCUGCUGCGCAUCCUGCCACGCACUCAGCACGCACGGCAUGCACCGCCACGCCAGCUAACGCCUCCUGCUCAGCCAGCCUGCUCCGCGCAAGCACCGCCGCCUGGCUCCGCCCUGCACACGCCACGCCUGUCCGCCCGCCUGGAUCCGCAGCCUGCCCGCAGUGCUUCCGCCGCCUGCAUACGCUCGCCACCACGCCGCCUGCUGCGCAAGCUCACCUGCUCAUAUCAUGCAUCCAGCUACCGCCGGCAGCAGGCUCACGACUGCACGCAAGCCUGCUAAGCGCGCACUGGACACUCCGACGCCAGCACCGCCGCCGUGCACCGCACGACGCCUCCGACGACAGCUCCGCACGCCCUAAGCCGCCGCCUUAG